UGGGGAGAUGCUGCUGUUCCGCCCCCAGAGUCGUCUGGAAGAGGAGGAAGACGACGAGGAGGAAACUGAGGCGCUCAGUAAGGACCGACUGGAGGGGAUCAGGAAUUGUCCAGUGUGUGAGAUUUGGGCUUGGCCGGAGAAUUGUCUUUCUCCCGGGCCCUCCUUAUCAUCCGGCUGGCUUGAGGGAAGAGUAUAAUCAUGUACACACCUUAGGUACCUAGAUUCCAUGGAUGUGUCCACAAAAAUAGAAAUAAACCAGUAUGGUAUAGAAAUGACUAAGAAAGAAACAGAAAACAAAGAGGAAGAAACAGAACAAGAAAUGAUAGAGGAACCUAAUAGAAACUUACUGGAUACAUCAUCUGAAUCUCCCAGAGAUAGCAUGGAUGUAUCCACAAAAAUGGAAAUAAAUCAGCAUGAUAUAGAAAUGACUAAGAAGGAAACAGAAAACAAAGAGGAAGAAACAGAACAAGAAAUGAUAGAGGAACCUAAUAGAAACUUACUGGAUACAUCAUCUGAAUCUCCCAGAGAGAAACACAUUUCAAUUCAAAGGACGCUUGCUGAUCUAGAAAAACUGGCUGAUCUGAAAGAAGGCAUAAUCUCAGCCGUUUCCCAGAACACAGACCCUCAUGUGGCAGGUGGCAAGAAGCCUUGUCCUCUGUGCCCUGAAGACAAGUUCAAAGCUUGUUAUGGUCCUAAACUGCAUCGCCACCUUCAGAAUCUCCACUGGAAAGUGUCUGUUGAAUUUGAAGGCUACAGAAUGUGCAUCUGUCACUUACCUUGUCGUCCUGUGAAACCAAAUGUUGCUGGAGACCAGAUAUCCCUAAAGAUGGGAGCCCAUUAUCACUGCAUUAUCUGUUCAGCGACUAUUACCCGAAGGACUGAUAUGGUAGGGCAUGUUAAACGACAUGUGAAUAAAGGAGAAACUGAAUCUAGAUAUAGCUCCGCCCAUGCUCCUAAGUCUGCACAUGAAGUACUGAAAGAAGCAGACACAGAUAUACAAGUCCUUCCUAACUAUUCUUCUCCGCUGAAAACAGAUUCCUAUUUUAAUCCAAAAAUGAAGCUUAACAGGCAAUUGAUAGUCUGUACUUUAGCUGUGUUAGCUGAGGAGCGGAAACCUUUGGAGUGUCUGGAUGCAUUUGGAGCCACUGGUAUAAUGGGAUUACAGUGGGCAAAGCAUCUCGGAAAUUCUGUAAAGGUCACAAUUAAUGAUUAUAAUGAGAAUUCUGUAACAAUGAUACAUGAGAACUGUCAUUUAAAUAAGAUGAAGGUGAUGAUGAGCAGCAAAGAGGAAGAUGACUGCGAUGAAACAGUGGAAGAAGGGGAGGAAAACUUUCCUGCCAUUGAGGUGACACAAAUGGAUGCCAAUGUCAUCAUGCACUUGAGAGCAUUUGAUUUUAUACAUCUGGACCCAUUUGGAUCUUCAGUGAACUAUCUAGAUGCAGCUUUCAGAAACGUAAGAAACCUUGGCAUUGUGUCAGUGACAUCAACCGAUAUCAGUUCCCUUUAUUCCAAGGCUCAGCAUGUGGCUCAGCGGCACUAUGGCUGCAACAUUGUCAGGACAGAGUAUUACAAAGAACUGGCUGUUCGCAUGGUAGUUGCUGCUGUGGCAAGAGCUGCCGCACGAUGCAACAAAGGCAUUGAAGUUUUGUUUGCAGUGGCCCUUGAACAUUUUGUUCUUGUAGCAGUGAGAGUAUUAAGAGGACCAUCUCCUGCAGAUGAUACGGUCAAGAAAAUUCAGUACCUCAUUCACUGUCAGUGGUGUGAAGAGAGGGUAUUUAAGAAAGAGGGCAACAUGAUAGAAGAGAACCCUUAUCGGCAGCUCCCUUGUGACUGCCACAGCAGCAUGACAGGGAAGACAGCAGUUGAACUUGGUCCUCUGUGGUCAGGAUCCCUCUUCAACACUGGAUUUCUAAGAAGAAUGUUGUUUGAAGCAGUUCAAUAUGGUUUGGAUGACAUCCAGACUCUUUUAAAAACUUUACUCUGUGAAGCAGAAUGCACGACUCACAAACAGUUUUCAAUCCAUGGCCCCAGCAGCCAUAACAAACAAGAAGAGUGUGGCGUGUUUAUUAAGACACCGGAUGCUGCAGCAGAUUACGUUGUACACGGAAAAAGAAAGAGUAGUGACAUGAACAAAAACGGAGUGAAACGACAGAAGCUUGAGAGUAAUGCUGAACAUCCUGCCUUUUAUUAUAAUAUCCAUAGACACAGUAUUAAAGGAAUGAACAUGCCAAAGUUAAAUAAGUUCUUGUGUUACCUCUCUCAAGCUGGGUAUCGAGUCAGUCGAACUCAUUUUGACCCCAUGGGCGUUCGCACCAAUGCCCCCCUGGUGCAGUUUAAAUCUAUUCUUGGGAAAUACAGCACACCCACUUACAUAGGAGGGCAAUCGGAAGGCUCUGUGCAGGCUUUGGAGCAUUCCCAGGCAGGUACUGAAGGAGACUUCACAGAAGAAAGCAUAUAAAUGACACUUCUAGCAAGAGGUUUAAUUUUUAAAAAUUGAAGUUUUAUUUCAAGAAGUACAACUGAGCCAAUAUUCUCUUGUGACCUGCUGACCUAUUUUAGAACAGUCACUCUUACGUUCUUCUGAGAUUGUAGUUCAGCUUUUAAGUAGCUAUUUCAUUUUAAUGCUUGGUCUUUUUUUGGUUAUUGAAUCCUGCAGCUAUCCUGAACUUUCCCUAUCCCUGAAACUUUUUAUUCAGAUGUAUAAUAAUGCUUAAAAGGAUGCAACAGGGAGCUGCCAUUCCAAGUACUUGUGUAAUUACUAGAAUACAAUAAAGUGUUUUAUCUUUU
This is a messenger RNA of Eublepharis macularius, 2787 nucleotides long. RefSeq names its product tRNA methyltransferase 1 like (gene TRMT1L). Bases 227 to 2458 code for a protein of 743 amino acids. The transcript has 17 exons. The record is from RefSeq and is a predicted model, not a curated record. NCBI's taxonomy places the organism in Eukaryota, Metazoa, Chordata, Lepidosauria, Squamata, Eublepharidae. Gene Ontology annotation, molecular function: RNA binding. Gene Ontology annotation, cellular component: nucleus. Gene Ontology annotation, biological process: tRNA N2-guanine methylation.